Molecule: messenger RNA, 2016 nt
Organism: Xenopus tropicalis (tropical clawed frog)
Lineage: Eukaryota; Metazoa; Chordata; Amphibia; Anura; Pipidae
Gene: gorasp2
Product: golgi reassembly stacking protein 2
Exons: 10
Coding region: 80-1351 (423 amino acids)
Biological process (GO): Golgi organization
Cellular component (GO): Golgi apparatus; Golgi membrane
Source: RefSeq, marked provisional
UGAGUGUGUCACAGGCGGGCAGUGGCCGGGACUGGUAUAGUGGUGGCAGCGGCCUACGCCUGGGGGGUCGGGGCUUAACAUGGGGGGCUCGAACAGCGUAGAAAUUCCUGGAGGAGGAACCGAGGGCUAUCAUGUUUUGCGGGUCCAGGAGAAUUCCCCAGGACACAGAGCUGGCCUGGAGCCAUUCUUUGAUUUUAUUGUUUCUAUUAAUGGAAUUAGACUUAAUAAAGAUAAUGACACGCUUAAAGAUCUGCUAAAAGCCAAUGUGGAGAAGCCUGUGAAGAUGGUGGUGUACAGCAGCAAGACACUGGAACUGAGGGAGACAUCAGUGACUCCAAGUAAUAUGUGGGGUGGGCAAGGAUUACUGGGAGUCAGUAUACGCUUCUGCAGCUUCGAAGGAGCCAAUGAGAACGUAUGGCAUGUAUUGGAGGUAGAACCAAACUCUCCAGCAGCACUGGCUGGGCUGAGAGCCCACAGUGAUUACAUAAUUGGAGCUGACACUGUAAUGAACGAGUCUGAGGAUCUGUUCUCCCUUAUUGAGACACAUGAAGGGAAACCUUUAAAACUUUAUGUGUACAACACAGACACGGACAACUGUAGAGAAGUUGUCAUCACGCCAAACACUGCAUGGGGUGGUGAGGGCAGUUUAGGGUGUGGUAUUGGCUAUGGUUACCUCCAUCGGAUACCAACGAGACCCUUUGAAGAAGGAAAGAAUAUCUCUAUGCCUGGGCAAGUUCCAGGGGCCCCAGUGAGUCCUCUAAAAGAUGGCUUUACAGAGGUGCAGUUGUCUGUAAAUUCCCCUCCUACUUUACCGCUUGGCACUGCAGGAAUUGAAGCAAGCAUGUCUGGGCUGUCGAUUGGUGCCAGUUCCCCUGUAGUUAGUAGUGCGAUUAAUGCAGGUUUGCCUACCGUGCCAGUGAUAACGCCCCAGAUAAAUCCUUCUCUCGCUCCUGUCGCUUUGAACCCAGCCGUAUCUCUUCCAAGUAUCAUGCCAUUAUCCACUGGACUCCCUCACCUGCAGAAUCUCCCCAAUCUUCCCAACAUUAACAUGCCUGCUCCACACUUAAUUCCACGCACAGGACUGCCAGACCUAUCACAAGCCGUUGCAGGUUUGCCGCCCCUUGGACCAUUGCCACAUUUAAAUCUGACAGGAAUGCCACCUCUCCCAGUUCCUUCUCAGUUUCCUGCAUUUCCCUUAGCGCCAAUGGUUGGUGACAUACCUCCUCCUUUGCUGGACCACUCCCUGGCACCCACCACAGAACAUGUAACUGCACCUGCCGAAGAUGCCACCCUUCCCAUCACAGAGAAACCUGUAAUCCGCAGCACAGAAGCAAGCACCAAUGAAUCGUAAUAACUCUGAACCUUGUCUCUGAGUUGGAUGGGCUUAAAGGGGAACUUUCACAUUAGAAUUUACUUUUGAGUAUGACGUACAUUGAUAUUCUGAGACAAUUUGCAGUUUCUCCUUCUGCUUCUUGAAAUUUUAAACAUGCAAAAUGAUAAAUGUGAUUUGUCUCAGAAGAGCAUCGUACCCAUCAUACUACACAUACAUAUUUAUUUAGCCACUGAAUGUGUUUUCAGAACGCAGUCAUUCAUUUCCUACUAGUUUGUACUUAUAUGUAGGAGACCUGUAAAUAUAUAAAUAACGCUAGUGACGAGGGUCCUGAAGUAUGUAAGAAAACUGCAGAAGAAGGAAAUGCCAAACUCUUAAGUGGUUGUAAAUUAUUUUAGCCUAAGAGAAUUUCCAACGGAGGAAUAAGAAUAAUAAAGUUCCACGAUGUACACUCUUUAAUGUGUGUAUGAUUUAUGCAAUCCUGUAUGAAAGUUUAGUCUCGGGUGGGGGCUGCAUCGUGUUCAGGUCUCUAAAGGGUUAAAGUUGCUGCUUUGCUUUAAAUACAAAAACUACUGUAUCUGGCAUUGGAAAGAUCGGUCCGGCAAGGUGUUUUAAACAGAUCGCAGGGAUCUUAGUUCAAUCUGGGAUAUAUACUUUCAGCAAUAAAUUACUGGAAUUUUACUUUU